AUGCUGCUUUCCAUUCGAACCCAUAGCCUUCCGGGACGAGGACGAGGACGAGAUGCGCCGGUCGCGGGCUUCAUCCGUCUUAGGCGACACCACCACGUCGUCUGCAGUUCAAGUAGACACUUCCCCUUGCUGACGUCGCGCCGGUGGCAGUCUACAGGCGCCAUCGCCAGCGACAACAGAGGCGAUGAUAAUCGCAAAAGCCUCGCUCUCCCCUGCCAGCCUCGCUUCAACGAGAUUGGCGUCCAACAGUUGAGCGACCGCAUCUAUCAGCAGCUGUUUCCCCGCGGAAACACGUGCCCUCCAUCCCCCAAAUUGAUUGAGCUUGCGCGCGACCAUCUGCAACGUCAUGACCUGCUCGGCAAGAACACCGACAAGAACCCUCCGAUCGCCUUUGAUCUUCCGCCAUUGGCUGGCGAGACCCUCGAUGAGCACUUCUACAAGCUCGGUGUUGAUUGCGCCGAGCCAUUUCUCACGCUCGCCAAGGAGUUUGCCAACAAGUCAUUGCCGCCAAUGCCGAAGUCAUGGGUGCGCCAAAGUGGAUGGACAAAGUACUACCCCGAUGGACGCACAGAACGCGUCGAUGCCCCCGAAGGCCAACUGCUGUCUUUCGACACUGAGGUCAUGUGGAAGGAGAGCCCGUUUGCCGUCAUGGCUUGCGCUGCCACCCCCGAAGCGUGGUACGCAUGGCUGUCGCCAUGGCUGCUCAAAGAAACCGACAACGACCACCAGCUGGUCCCUCUUGGCGACCCGACCAAGGAGCGGGUGAUUGUUGGGCACAAUAUCGGUUUCGAUAGGGCCAGGAUCUUGGAGGAGUACAGUCUGCAGCAGUCGAGGAACUGCUUUCUUGAUACCAUGUCCCUCCACGUCGCUGUCAACGGUAUGUGUUCUCAACAGCGGCCGACGUGGAUGAAGGCGAAGAAGAACAGGGAGCUGCGAGAUAAGAUCGCUAAAGAGUCAAACAACCUCGAACUUGUUCAUUUACUCAAUAAUGGCGCCUUUACCGCUGAAGAGGAGGAGUUGUGGGUUGAGAGGAGCUCUAUCAACUCCCUCCGUGAUGUUGCCCAGUUCCAUCUUGAUAUCACGAUCGAGAAAGAACUCCGCGAUUCCUUCGGAGAGCUGGACCGAGAUGGUGUGCUGGCCAAGCUGGACGAACUUCUCACAUAUUGCGCGAUCGAUACGGACAUCACGCAUCGCGUCUAUAAGGCGGUGUUCCCCAACUUUCUCAGUACCUGUCCUCAUCCUGUCAGUUUUGCGGCGCUCCGCCACCUCGCGUCCGUGAUCCUGCCUGUUAAUAAAUCUUGGGAUGCCUACAUUGCCAACGCCGAAGCCACAUACCACAGACUUUCCGAUGCUGUUCAGGAGCGCCUGAUCUUCCUGGCCGAGAAAGCACUGGAAAUCAAGGACAAGCCCGAAGUUUAUCAAAACGAUCCCUGGAUGAAGCAGCUGGACUGGUCGGGCCAGGAGAUCAAGAUGGUCAAAGGAAAACGGAAGGGCGACCCACCACGUCCCGCAGCGAGGCAAAAGAAACCAGGAAUGCCUCAGUGGUAUAAGGACUUGUUCGCAACCAAUGAUUCCCCAAUCAACAUUACCGUUCGAACACGGAUAGCACCACUACUCUUGCGCCUGUCCUGGGACGGCCAUCCACUGUUUUGGUCCAACGCCCAUGGCUGGACUUUCCGAGUUCCCCGCGGUCAGAGUAAAAAGUACGAGGAUAAGUUGAUGACUCCCUGUGAGUUCCCGGAUGAGGCAGACAAGCACUUGAGGGAAGACAUGGACCAUGUCUACUUCAAGCUACCGCACAAGGAUGGUCCCACAGCUCGGUGUGUCAACCCGAUGGCCAAGGGCUAUCUCUCUUAUUUUGAAAAGGGAACCUUGUCGUCCGAAUAUCCGUAUGCAAAAGAGGCGCUCGAGAUGAACGCCUCUUGCUCGUACUGGAUCAGUGCGAGAGACCGGAUCAUGUCCCAGAUGGUGGUCUAUGAAGACCAAUUACCUCCGUCCAUGACUACCGCCCUUCCAAAGCCUUCCCAGCCACAACCGAGCGAUGAAAAACAUCCCAAUGAGACCUCGGUCUGCGGCUUUAUUUUGCCUCAGGUUAUUCCUAUGGGUACCAUUACACGCCGUGCGGUCGAGAACACCUGGUUGACGGCCUCAAAUGCCAAGAAGAAUCGUGUCGGGUCGGAGCUCAAGGCCAUGGUUCGCGCGCCGCCAGGAUAUGUCUUUGUUGGCGCUGAUGUCGACUCUGAAGAGCUGUGGAUUGCCUCGGUGGUUGGGGAUGCCACUUUCCGACUCCAUGGCGGCAAUGCCAUCGGUUUCAUGACGCUCGAAGGCACGAAGGCUGCUGGGACGGAUCUGCAUAGCCGAACAGCAUCAAUUCUGGGCAUUACUCGCAACGAUGCCAAGGUUUUCAACUACGGCCGCAUAUACGGCGCCGGUCUCAAAUUCGCGGCCCAGCUUUUGCGGCAGUUCAACCCGAGCUUGAGCGAGCAGGAGACGAUGGACAUCGCCAGCAAGCUUUACGCAAGCACUAAAGGCACCAAGACUAAUCGCAAAGUGCUGUACAAGCGCCCCUUCUGGCGUGGAGGCACCGAGUCAUUUGUUUUUAACAAGUUGGAAGAAUUUGCUGAGCAGGAACGGCCACGCACCCCCGUCCUCGGUGCCGGCAUCACCGAAGCCCUGCUGGGCCGCUUCAUCCGCAAGGGAGGAUACCUCACCUCGCGCAUCAACUGGGCCAUCCAGUCGAGCGGUGUGGACUAUCUACACCUGCUGAUUGUGGCCAUGGACUACCUCAUCCGGCGUUUCAACCUGGCUGCACGCCUGGCCAUCACGGUCCACGAUGAAAUCCGCUAUCUUGUUCAGGAACACGAUAAAUACCGUGCCGCGAUGGCGCUUCAGGUUGCCAACCUCUGGACGCGUUGCAUGUUUGCUCAGCAGGUUGGCAUCCACGACCUUCCACAGAGCUGUGCCUUCUUCAGCUCAGUGGAUAUCGACCAUGUUCUGCGCAAGGAGGUUGACAUGGAUUGCGUCACACCGAGCAACCCUAACCCAAUCCCCCCAGGCGAGAGUAUCGACAUCCAUACGCUACUUGACAAAGGUGAUUUGGCUCGGUUAGAUGAGAAUAUCGAGCCAGACCCGAAGUACGCGCCAAAGCUGGACGGCAUUCACUACGUCCCGCGCAAGCCGGUCAUGGAGGAGCUCCGCGAGGCAGAGUGCGGGGGUGACCCGGAGGCUGAAAUCAGGUUCAUUCGCGCACAGAUCUGUAACGAUGAAGAUGAGCUCCGUGAGAUUCUCAGGGACGCCCGCAAGGCUACUCCCCUGGCGGGUGUGUUCAACGUGAAGGCUGCUGGCGGCGGCACUUCGUCCUCGUCGAACAUCUCGUCGAUUGGAACAUCUAUGUUGAGGAAGCCCUUUACCCCUUACUCCACCGGGAAGGUUCCUGGCCUGCCACCUCAGCGCGAGCCCGUGUUUGUGACAGAGGCUUGGAAUAGUAGUCGGUUUGACAAGUGGAAAUAUGGCAGCAAUGCCAGGCCACCCAAGCCCAUUGCUCCAGUCAACACUAAGCUCGGGGAUAUGUGCUUUAGGUCUUGA
Molecule: messenger RNA, 3585 nt
Organism: Thermochaetoides thermophila DSM 1495
Lineage: Eukaryota; Fungi; Ascomycota; Sordariomycetes; Sordariales; Chaetomiaceae
Product: DNA polymerase gamma-like protein
Exons: 1
Coding region: 1-3585 (1194 amino acids)
Biological process (GO): mitochondrial DNA replication
Cellular component (GO): gamma DNA polymerase complex; mitochondrion
Molecular function (GO): DNA binding; 3'-5' exonuclease activity; DNA-directed DNA polymerase activity
Source: RefSeq, a predicted model, not a curated record